Monosiga brevicollis MX1 is the source of this 750-nucleotide messenger RNA. RefSeq lists its product as uncharacterized. Gene Ontology annotation, cellular component: cytoplasm. The coding region runs from base 1 to 750 and encodes 249 amino acids. The transcript is spliced from 5 exons. The record is from RefSeq and is a predicted model, not a curated record. Lineage: Eukaryota; Choanoflagellata; Craspedida; Salpingoecidae. Gene Ontology annotation, molecular function: metal ion binding; methylthioribulose 1-phosphate dehydratase activity.
AUGGCUGCGGAACCAGCGGCGCUGAGCGCGCGCUACUUUGAUGAUCGUUAUGGCCCCGAGCAUCCUCGCAACCUGAUUCCCGAGUUGUGCCGACUUUUUUACCGCAAUGGCUGGGUCACCGGCACGGGUGGUGGCAUUUCCAUCAAGCACGAGGGAAAAAUUUACAUUGCUCCCAGUGGUGUUCAAAAGGAGCGCAUCGAGCCGGCAGACUUUUUCGUGACCGAUGAAGCGGGCACCGUGCUGGAGACGCCGCCGGCCGACAAGAUGCUCAAAAUGUCCGAGUGCACGCCGCUGUUUAUGAAUGCCUUUACCAUGCGCAAGGCCGGGGCCUGCCUGCAUUCCCACUCACCCAACGCCGUAUUGGCCACCAUGCUCUGCGACAAGGAGCUUCGCAUCACCAAUAUUGAAAUGAUCAAGGGCAUCCGCAAGGCCAGUACUGGACAAAGCUAUGGCUACUACGACACGCUUGUCAUCCCCAUCAUCGAGAACACUGCGCGCGAGGCUGAAUUGCAGAGUCGCAUGGCUGCCUGCAUGGAAGAGUACCCCGACACCUGUGCGGUGCUGGUGCGACGCCAUGGCGUUUAUGUCUGGGGUGAUACCUGGCAAAAGGCCAAGGGCAUGGUGGAGUGCUACGACUACCUCUUUGAGAUGUUCAUCCGCAUGAAGCAGCUCGGCCUCGACCCAGAGCAACCAGAUGUCAAUGGCGCCGCCCGCGCGGCCGAACCCGACGCCAAGAAAGCCAAACAAUAA